GCGAGUUCUCGCGAGACUGCCGGGAGGUGGCGGAGGCGGCCAAGAUGGCGGAGGCGGCGGCGGAGCUGCUGGAGCGGGCGGCGCGGCGGGACGCGGCCCUGGAGGAGCUGCGGGCCCUGCGGGUCGCCGUGCAGGCCGUGCCGCUCGCCGCCCUCCGCUCCCGCCUCGCCGAGCACCACCUGAGGGCGCUCUUCGGCCUCCUCGCCGUCAAUGACCGGGAACAGGUGUCCGCGUGUGUGUCCAUCCUGGAGAGGCUCCUGCAGGCCCUGGACCCGCUUUACGUGAUCCAGAGCCUCAGGGAGGAGCUGCACAAGGGCCUGUUCCACCCCGAUGACUCCGUGAAGAUCCUCGCCAUGUCCCAGGUUGGGAGGAUUGUUGAGGACUCAGCUGCUGUCCCAGAGAUUCUGCACAGCCCCGAGCUGUUACAGCAGAUCAUAAACUGCAUUGGAGAGGAGAAAAUAGCAGUGGCCAAAGAGGCCAUCAAAUCUCUGUCCAGGAUAGCCCAGAGGCAGGAGGGGCUGGAGGCCCUGUUUGGGAGCAGCUUGCUGGGGGACCUGAGGAGGGUGAUGGCCACCAGUGACAUCGUUCGCUACCGGGUCUAUGAGUUAAUUGUGGAGAUUUCAUCAGUGUCAGCAGAGUCUCUGAAUUACUGUGCCAGCAGUGGGUUAAUCUCGGAGUUAAUUGGGGAGCUGACUGGAGAGGAUGUGCUGGUCAGGGCCACGUGCAUCGAGAUGGUGACAGCGCUGGCCCACAGCCCGCAGGGCCGGCAGUACCUGGCCCAGCAGGGAGUGAUCGACAGGAUCUCCAACAUCAUCCUGGGGGCACAGUCUGACCCCUUCUCCAGCUUCUACCUGCCAGGAUUUGUUAAAUUUUUUGGCAAUCUGGCUGUUGUGGACAGUCCCCAGCAGAUCUGUGAGCGCUACCCUGUCUUUAUGGAAAAAGUCUUUGAAAUGGCAGAAAGUCAGGAUCCAACCAUGAUUGGGGUGGCUGUGGACACACUGGGAAUCCUGGGAUCAAAUGUGGAAGGCAAACAGGUUUUACAGAAAACCAGAAGUAGAUUUCAAAAUCUCUUAAGCAAAAUAGGGCACCAGGCCAAGAAUGCCCCCACCGAGUUACGGCUCCGCUGCUUGGAUGCCAUUUCAUCCCUGCUUUACUUGCCUCCAGACCAGCAGACAGAAGACCUUUUAAGAAUGACUGAAUCCUGGUUCACAUCCUUGUCCAGCCAGCCCCUGGAGCUGUUCAGGAGCAUCAGCACUCAGCCAUUCCCUGAUCUCCACUGUGGGGCUCUACGGGUCUUUACUGCCAUUGCAAACCAGCCAUGGGCCCAGAAGCUGAUGCUGAGCAGCCCAGGGUUUGUGGAGUACGUUGUGGACAGAUCUGUGGAGCCUGACAAAGCUUCAAAGGAUGCAAAAUACGAACUGGUGAAGGCCCUGGUGAACUCCAAAACCAUUGCAGAGAUCUUUGGCAAUCAGUACUACCUGAGGCUCAGGGCUUACCUGCUCGAGGGCCCCUAUUAUGUUCAAGCAGCUUCUACUACAGCUGUGGAAGGAGCAGAGUAAUGUCCUGGGUGUCUGGGGUGCCCCUCUUGCAGAACACAGUCCUGGCACAGGUGUUGAGGUACAAGGUGUAAAAACUCUCCACACUGGAGGUGUCUCUGUAAAGGAGUGUGAAGAUAUUUUGACUCUAUUUGAAAUGAGUCAGGAGAGCAAAUUAAAGGUUGUUUGGUAUUUCCCCCUAAAAUGUCAUGGCAGAAGUUCCCUGUGUGCUUCAUGAGGUGAGCACUUGGCAGCUGCUGGCUGUUUUAUUUGGCAGAAUUUAUCAGUGUUUGUUUAAAUUGUUCUUGGGUUUGGGGUUUCUGUUGUGUUUUAUCAGUAGGUUACAGUUCAGUUAAAAAAAAACCACCAAAACACCUCAAGGUUUGUAACCUCAGAUGCUGCCAUAAUUUAUAUUCUUUUUUAAUUCCUUUUUUUACCUGCCAGAGUUGGCACUUGCAUGGAACACUCUGUUCUGUCAGAAUCCUGUUGCUGAGUAAGUGACAGUGUCCACAUGAGGGAGUAUGGACUGGGUUCUCUUGUUUUCAACCUGCUGGAUGUGAGUCUUGCUGGAAUAAAUAAUCCUAAAUAUUGUUUACAUUUUCUGCUGAGGGUUUAAAAAGAAAAAAAGGUUUUUAGCCCUUUUAAAAACAAAUCAUUGCACUCUGUAGGGAUCAAACCCACCAGGGAGCUCUGUCCCUGGCUGGCUGUGCUGUGGGGUGGCAGCUCAGUUUAGUGGCUGGAGCACUACAAGGCUAUUCAGAACCAAAUCUUGAAUUGUUUACAUUAUUUUUUAACAGAGAUGCAAUUUUUUAAAGUGUUAUUUAAAGAAAUGUGGUAUUUUAGUUACCUGAGUUAGAUCAUUAAAAGGGAUGAGAACACGGAGCUCUUGUGUGCAGGGAGUGAAUGAAGUGGGAGUAUGGAAAUGUGGCAUCUUAGGAAGUUGGAAUCUUCUUUUGAAGAUGCCAGAGCUGUGGCAGAGAAUCAGGAGUGGCUGGGCACUCCAUGGUGUGUGUCUUUGCCCAUAAACAGACCACAGGGUAUUUCUGUCAAAGCCUUGUAUUCUUUUUGUUGAGGGGGAGCAGAAUAAAACAAGAAAUUACUGCUUUGUGGCUUUUUUUAGUAAAGUGUGGCUGUGGGGAGCCCUGCCCCGUGUCCCUGUGCUGCCAGGGGAAGCAGGGGGAUCUGUCCUGCAGGAUCUGAGGCAGGUGGAGGUGCAGCUGGCAUUGCCUGCCAAAAAUUGCUGCCAGGAGAGCUCAGAGGAGCUGGGGGAGAUCCCUUAAUGUUUGCCAAGCUGUCUAAAUGCAGGUGAGGUGCCUUGUUCCCCAAGAUGUCCCUGAGAUGUCAUCCUGCGUCCCAGUGCUGCUGCUUUUACCCUCAAUGUGCCCAAUAAAGAUCUGCCAGUGAGAAAUGCACUGCAGUGUCUCGUGUCUGGAUGAGCUCCAUGGAUCCUGCAUCCAGCAAACACUUUAAAGCACUAAAAAGGAAAUAAAAGAGUGUACAAGUCCUUAGCUUGCUCUUGUUCUGGGCAGUUCAGCUCUGUUAUUUUAGGUGGCUUUGUGUGCUGGUGGCUCUGUACAGCCAUGUGCUGAAAUGUCAGUAAAAGAAAUCAAUAUAUAAACCUGUUCUGCAA
Messenger RNA from Zonotrichia leucophrys gambelii, 3165 nucleotides. It is a transcript of the gene PSMD5, whose product is annotated as proteasome 26S subunit, non-ATPase 5. The record is from RefSeq and is a predicted model, not a curated record. Gene Ontology annotation, biological process: proteasome assembly. NCBI's taxonomy places the organism in Eukaryota, Metazoa, Chordata, Aves, Passeriformes, Passerellidae. The transcript is spliced from 10 exons. Gene Ontology annotation, cellular component: cytosol. The coding region runs from base 45 to 1559 and encodes 504 amino acids.